This is a messenger RNA of Microdochium trichocladiopsis, 741 nucleotides long. RefSeq lists its product as uncharacterized. The coding region runs from base 1 to 741 and encodes 246 amino acids. The transcript has a single exon. NCBI's taxonomy places the organism in Eukaryota, Fungi, Ascomycota, Sordariomycetes, Xylariales, Microdochiaceae. The record is from RefSeq and is a predicted model, not a curated record.
AUGGGCGAUGGUAAACGAGUGGCAGAGACACUGAUAGUUGUGAACCCCGCUGGCGUCAAAGGUUAUCUCUCAGCCUCAGCUGGGCAUGUCAGGGGUCCUGCGCCCAUGCCUUCCGGGGAAGCAGUGAGCCUACUGCCAACAUACUCGCUUCCCCGGCCCACCGUCCCACCUCUCCGCUCCUCGCUGGUGCUUGUCGUUUGCUGUGCGAUGCUUCAGGGCCUCUCUACACCUUCCCAACCAGGUUGCAACCAUGAUGGCCCUCGGCUGGUUGGGCGUCCCCCCAUUCUUGCGCGACAAGCAAUAAACACCUGCAGCCUUCACCAAUCAGGACUCCAGCACAGCUCAGUUGUGCAGCACGGCCUGGAGUUCAUCCCUGUUGUCCCUGCAGCCGGAGAAAACAGACGCCGUCUUGAGCCGUAUGGGAGAGACGACAAGAACUCUCUCCUUGGUGUGGCCACUUCUACCCAUGGAGGAGAGCUGUCACCUCCAGGAAAGACUUGCCCGAGAGGCGUCGUCGCUAGUCGUCGCGGGCAGCCACAAGCGCAGUCUACACGCGAAGCGGUACAGCAACACCAGGAAGGCUGUGCCUGUCUGUUGCUGCACCAGCCUCCACACCGACCCGUCAAUCUUCAGCCGGGUCGGACAGGACCCCGACCGGGUUUUAUCCGGUGGCACAACCGCGUCCACAUCGUGGGGAAGACAAAGACGCUGAGAAAUGCCUCAUAUCCCGCAGACAAUUGA